Lepisosteus oculatus (spotted gar) is the source of this 682-nucleotide messenger RNA. The record is from RefSeq and is a predicted model, not a curated record. Lineage: Eukaryota; Metazoa; Chordata; Actinopteri; Semionotiformes; Lepisosteidae.
GUGCAGUGGUGUCUGACUCCAGUGUGUGAGGCUCUGUCAGUGUUAAGAGAUGAGCUAGCCUGAGCCUGGCCUUGUGCAGUGGUGUCUGACUCCAGUGUGUGGUGUUUCAUCCCUGUCUGUGUGUGUGUCCCAGAGGAACAGCUCCCUGCCUGAUGAGACCAAUCUGGCGAGGCUGCAGGAAGAGCUGAAAGCAGUGAAGCUGCGAGAGCUGGAGACUCUGAGCUCCUUCAGGGAGAUGCAGGAGCAGGUCACUGAGCUGAACCAGCGCUGGCAGCAUCACAUGUCCCGGGGUGGCGGGGGGGGUCACUGGAAGGAGUCCCCAAAGAAGAACGCCCUGAACGACCUGCAGGACCGGCUGAUGGGGGUGCGGCUGAGGGAGGCCCAGGCCCAAGCCGAGCUGAGGGAGCUGAGGCUGAGGGCCCUGCAGCUGGAGAGCCAGAACCAGAUUCAGAUUAACCUGGUGAGCCGCCAGGAGCAGGAGAGCGCCGCCCUGCAGGAGAGAGUGCAGAGCCUCACUGCACAAAACAAGGCCCUACAGGGCCAGCUGGGAGAGAUGAAGAGGAAGCAGGCUGAGUCUGACUGCAAGAGCAAGGAGGAGGUGAUGGCUGUCCGUCUGCGGGAGGCGGACAGUAUGGCUGCCAUGGCCGAGCUGCGCCAACGAAUCGCUGACCUGGAAAUACAG